AUGUCGUUUUGGCCAUUCAACAACUCCCUCAACAGCAACAAUGCCUUGCUGAAGUUUCUCGAGUCGAUCCAUGAUCUUGCUUCGGUAACUGUGGAGGAGAUGAUGAAGGAUCCAAUCGUGAUGCAAGAGCUCUUGAACGAGCUUCAUAGUAUAAAAGGUCAGUUCAACGAUCGCACGGGCAGUAUCCAAUUUCUGCCGACGGGCGGAGAAAACAACUCGGAUUCGGGGUCUUUUACUUCGUCCAAUGACAAUAACAAUUCCAAUACAAAGGACUCCAAGGGAGUUAAGCUCAUAGAACUAUUGGUGCAGCCACACAUCUUACUGGGGCUCAUCCAUAUACUAGAAGACAGCGUUGAUUUUUUUUACAAGGAAAGCCAAAAGGAGGAGGAAAAAGUGUUGAGGACUCUCGAAGGAGAUAACCCUGCGGAUGACAUUGUUGAGAAUGACGAAAUUGACGAUGCAAAGACAGAAGUCGAGUCCUCAGAUGAAAAAACCCGAAGAUGCGUUCAGAGUGCCGCCGACAUUUUGUCGGUUGAUAUGUGGAUUAUCCUGAAUCGGGUGAUUGAAACUCCCGAUACCAUGAGCAAACUUUGGCUGAUUUUGAAACUACAGCAUUUGCACGAAAACAACCCCACCGUUGCAUACUUGGUGCACAUCUUGGACCAAUUGUUGGACCUGAACAGCAUAGAACUCCUCAAUUUUGUCAGGCGGCAAGAAGAUCUCGUGGAUACAUUUCUUUCCAAGAUCGAGGUGCCUGCCAUCAUGGACUUUUUCUUUAGAAUUAUACAAACAGAUAAACCCGAUUCCCCAACGGGGAUUAUAGAGACAAUCGGGCUGCAAGGAGUAAUCAAGAAACUCAUAGAAAUCUUGAAGCCCCAAACAGAGCAGUUUGACCAAACACCUUACAUUCCUGACCACAAACAGUAUUUUAGACAGAGCUCGGCAACGGAUUUUUUAAAGGCAUUGGUGACGAUUUCUUCCAAUGCGGCGUUGGCAGUCGUUAUGGAGACCAACAUUGGACCAAACCAGUUGACUCGGGAACUUGUGACGCCCGAGAUUGUAAACACGAUGAUCCACGACAUUAUGUUAAAGAAAGUCACCGGUAAAGAUGGCAAGACUCAAACAAACAAGCACGGGAUCAACAACUGCGUCAGUAUUGUGAUUGAGCUCAUUCGAAAGAACAAUUCCGACUAUGACCUCAAUUGUGGGUCCUAUAGUUCAAUGCUACAAAAUGGCGACAGGAGCCCGGGUGAAGUCAACUCAUAUGUGAUGUUUCAGUGGCUCAAGGACUUUGACCAGAACCCACCGAGCCAAAGAGAUCCGAUCUAUUUAGGUGACAUGUUGGAGAUUUUCUCCGAUAAUCUUAAAAACUUCCAAGAGUUACUCGAGAUUACUCCCAUACCACCUCCAGAAGUAACGAGGGAGGUUUUGGGUUUCACUAGAUUCAAGAUAUCCGAGCUCGUGGCGGAGUUGCUUCAUUGUUCCAACAUGAUUCUCCUCAACUCGAAAAAGAUUAAGCAGAUUGUCAGCAUUCGCAACCAGAUUCGCGCGCAGCAGAGUAAGCGGUUGUGCAAGGCGUUGAACGAUAAGAUUGAUUUUCGAGAAACGCCAACAAUCCACGACGUGACUUCGGGAUUAGACGAUGUUUCAUUAGACCAUGUCCACUUUGACUCCACCAUGAAUCAUAGUCAUCAUCAUCAUCAUAACAGUCAUAAUUCUCACCAUCAGGAUCAUGAUGAGGAGGAUGACGCUGAUGCAGACGCAGACGCUAAAACUAAUACUAAUGCUGGUGCAGGUGCAGAUGCUGACAAGAAAGAGCAAGAAUUUGCCCAUCUACUUGAAAAUUUGGACUCCAAUGAAGAUUUCGAAGACGAAGAGCCUUCCAUAUCGCCCGAAAACCCCUUUGUUUGUGCCGAGAGAAAUGCCGCGAUACGGCUGAAUCCAUGCAUUGGAGAUUUGUUCAAGAUUAAACUAGUUGACCUGAACAUUUUGCUCAACAUUGUUAGCAAGUUCACCAAGUACGAGUGGAACAAUUUUUUCCACAAUGUCGUGUUUGACUUGGUCCAACAGAUUUUCAGCGGCAAGCUCAACUCGUACAAUUCCUUUUUGAUUGUUGAACUUUUCAAAAGGGAAAAAUGCGACUUGACGGGCUUGAUUGUGAAAUCUUAUGAAACCGAGACCUAUCCUCGGCCUGGCUAUAUGGGACACUUGAUCUUGAUUGGAGAGGAAAUUGUCAAGUUCACCUCGUUGUACAAGCCGGACUUGAUCUCUCCAACUAUCGUGGAAGCAGUGCUGAACGACAAGUGGAACUGGUUUGUAAAUGACGUCUUGUCCAAGACUCGGGAAAUCUACAAUGUUGUCUUGGGAGCCGACGACGGAGAUGAGAACUACUACGGAUUCGAUUCCUCCUCCGUUGGGUAUCUUGAUAUGGAGCAGCCCAAGAAGAUCAUCUUGGGCGAUGCUUCCAACCAUGACGAGUUUGUUCAUGACAAGCCCAAGGAGGAUGAGGACGAGGACAUGGACGGCCCAAAAGUCUCCGACGUUGAAGUUGGCAGGAUGACGCCGGAUGGAGACCUCAGCAAGCACAAGAUGUUGGAGGACGAUGACGAUGAAGAUGUGGACCAGAAUGAAGACGCCAUAAAAUACCAUGACGAUUUAUCAGGAAGUUCAUCGGACGAAGAAGACGAGGAUGAUAGUAAUGAGUUACGCAGAGUUUCAAAGCAUACAGAAUAG
This is a messenger RNA of Lodderomyces beijingensis, 2733 nucleotides long. The record is from the annotation of a GenBank genome assembly. Lineage: Eukaryota; Fungi; Ascomycota; Pichiomycetes; Serinales; Debaryomycetaceae.